This is a messenger RNA of Telopea speciosissima, 1932 nucleotides long. Its product is annotated as F-box/WD-40 repeat-containing protein At3g52030. The record is from RefSeq and is a predicted model, not a curated record. The transcript is spliced from 9 exons. The coding region runs from base 111 to 1397 and encodes 428 amino acids. Gene Ontology annotation, molecular function: protein binding. NCBI's taxonomy places the organism in Eukaryota, Viridiplantae, Streptophyta, Magnoliopsida, Proteales, Proteaceae.
UCUUUGGCAGCCGGGCAGCCCUGUCUGGGUUCGUAAUCUUCUGACGGUUGUUCUCUGAACGCUAAAAUUUUUUGGAAUCUCGGUGGGAACUGGGAACUGGGGAGGCAGCAAUGAAACCACAGAAGCAGGCAUUGAAGGAGAAGAGUAGCAGCUCAAGAGCGAGAAGUAUUCAGUCCCUUGAUACCGACCUUCUGUGCAGGAUCUUCUCACUUGUCAACCCUUUCGAUCUGGCCCGUUGUUCUUCUGUUUGUAAAUUCUGGCACAAUGUCAUCAAUACAUCUAAUAUAUUGAAGGCACUAUAUUACAAGCAGCAACAUAGUUCAAUGGGCCAUUCCAAUGUAUCUGCUCGUCCCGAAACAUCACUACAGAUGCACCUUGAGAGCCUUGCUAUGGAACAGCAUAAGCUAUCCUUACAAAAUGGUUUUGUUUCUGUUGAUCAAUGGAAGGGUCACUCUGUUGGGGUUGAACAGUGCCGAAUGAAGAUGGGAUUGAUUCUCACUGGUGUGGGGGAUAAGGUUAUGCGUAUCUGGUCAUCAGAAAGCUACAAGUGCUUGGAAGAAUAUCCUGUUCCAGAAAAAGCCCCUUUAGUCGAUUUUGAUUUUGAUGAGAGCAAGAUUGUUGGUCUUAUUGGAACCCGUAUAUGCAUCUGGAGACGUCAUGGAGGAAGAAGUAUAUUUCCAUCACGUGAAGGCACAUUCACAAGUGGCUUAUGUAUGCGCUAUAUAGAUCCAGAGGCUGUUGUUGGAUGUGAGGAUGGGACAGUUCGUGUAUUUGACAUGUAUAGUAGGAAUUGUUCUCGAAUUAUUAGGAUGCGUGCUGGUUCUGUAAUGUGCUUGGCUUUAACCGAUCAGCUAAUUCUCGGUGGCUCCUCUCUUGGAAGUAUUACAGUGGCUAGUCUUUCAUCUGGUGACAGCGUAGCAUCAUUAAAGUCAACUUAUUCCACAGGCAGCAUUUGGAGCCUUUGUUUCAACCCUCGUUCGCAUUUAGUAUUUUCAGGAUCAGCUGGUGGAUAUUCACAUUGUUGGGAUCUUAGAACAAUGAGACCACUUUGGGAAAAACGAGUUAGUCCAAAUGUUGUGUAUUCAUUGCAACAUCAGAUAAAUGAUACAUCAAUGUUAAUUGUCGGCGGAAUUGAUGGCGUGCUACGUAUUCUUGACCAGAAUACCGGUGAAAUUCUUGCCAGUUAUGUGCUACAUGAAGGCAACAGAGCAACUUCCUCUGAAAACAGGUAUGGUGUCAUUGAAAGAAAGAAAGCCAAAAGGCUUUCAGAAGAUACCCUCAUCGACAGUAUCCCAAAGCAAAUGCGACCUCCCAUUUCAUGUUUGGCUGUUGGAACGAAGAAGGUUGUGACUACACACAGUGGCAAGCUCAUUAGGAUGUGGCGAUUCAACAAAUAACCUGGAGGAGCUUUACAAGUACAGCAGUACCCUUGCUUCAUGGUCAACACCACCACAAGGUCAUCAAAUGAUACGGAUGGAGCGUACCAUCUCCCUCAAGCAAGGGUGCAAUUGGGUGGAUUCUUUGAAUGCUAAUGCAAGUUUUGAUGCAGCAGGAGGCUCCACUGUCAGAUUGAAGGUUUGGGCUUUGUACUAAGUGCUAUUUGCAGCCAAGGAUCAGAGGGUUGCAACACUACAGCAUUUCCAGGUAGAAGUUGAUGCAAUGCAGCUGGCCUGAUGGAUGGAAGAUGGGAAAUUUCAGAAAAUGGCCUCGGAAGUGUUGAAAUUUUGUGGGGUUCAGUGUUGGCCAUAUUCUCAAGAUCAGUAAAUAAGGCAGCUCAUAUGUUAGCUGGGAAGACACUAGAUUUGGGUUGUAAUAUUCUUUUAUAAUGAUAUUAUGUUCCACUGUGGUUUAUUUGUUUUAGAUAAAGGAUGCUCUGGGUUGUAAUCCAAACAAUGUUUUGGGUGUUUUUAGUCAAUAAAUAUUCUAUUUCAA